AUGGCCCACUUGCUCACGUGCUAUCUCAGCCCGUACCCGCUGUACAUUUGCUUCUCCCGCGCGGUCCACAAGGCCAACUUUCAAUUCGCCCACAUCUUCCACACCCCGAUGCCGCGCAGCAACGGAAUCAUGUCCUGCCAUAAACUCUUCCACAAAGCCGUCCACCUGAACAUGCGCCAGGCCCGGCGUUUCCUCGGUGAGCGCUGUGCCCCACUCUGCUGCCGCCCCAACAGAUUUCUGCACUUUGUCAUCUCGACAGAGACCCACCCGCGUACAUACGAGCCGCGCGACGUGCUUGAGACGGUGGAGCUCUUGUGCCAGAUCGGCGCUAUGGUGGAUGAGGCCGAUCGAGAUUCGUACACGCCGCUGCAUCUGCUGGCACUGAAUGGGCCGCGCAGCAUGCCGGCGCAGGAAAGCGCAAAAUGGGAGGUGACUCAUAUGGGGUGUGUGACGGCGUUGUUGAGUGCAGGGGCAACGGUCGAUAAGGCUGGAGUAAAUGGGAGGACGGCAUUUUGGUAUGCGGUGAGGGCGGGGGAGGCACACAUUGUGGAGAUGCUGCUGUAUGCCGGAUCAAACUUUAAUAAUAUCCACCGCGACGGGAAGAGGGACGAUCAAAUUCCGAAGGGUAGUAAUAGGGAUGUGAGGUGGUGGGCACAGUUGGUCAUCGAGAUGAGGCAGCAGUCCGAUACGUACGUUGAGGAAAGAAGGAUGCUUGAGGAGGGUUCAGUGCCUGCCUGA
Morchella importuna is the source of this 738-nucleotide messenger RNA. RefSeq lists its product as uncharacterized. The record is from RefSeq and is a predicted model, not a curated record. The coding region runs from base 1 to 738 and encodes 245 amino acids. Gene Ontology annotation, molecular function: protein binding. The transcript has a single exon. NCBI's taxonomy places the organism in Eukaryota, Fungi, Ascomycota, Pezizomycetes, Pezizales, Morchellaceae.